AUGGUCUCUACGCAAGAAAAGAUUGAAAAGGACAAGUUCUUCCGUGAUCUGUAUCUCCUAGACUCUCUUGACGAUGACUCACCAGAAAGUGAGGUCGAAACUCCCAUCAGACUAGCUGCGAAAGCCAAGCGGCAACCAGACCAAACCCUAGAUGCUGUCCAACAUGAACGGGCAAAGCAGAUCACAACCAGAGGCAAAGUUGGUGAGCGGCGGCCAGAAACCGUGCCCAGCACAGUCAGCGCUGUGGAUCACACUCUGAAGAAAGCGAAAGUACCUCUCCCUGUCGACGCACCAAAGAAGAAGGCUCUGCCUGAGAAGAGAAAGCGAGCACCAUCCACGGACCGUGAGCUCCGACGAAGAGACUCAGAACCUGCACUCACCGCGAAAUCUGCUCCAUCUCGUGCAAGGAGGUUGAAAACAUCGCCGUCCAUCGUUGUUGACUCUGCAGUCCAGACCACCAAAAGGUCUUCAGAGAAAAGAAAGCAUGUGACGGACCUAUCAAAUAUAAAGCAGCGCAAGCAUCAAUUGGGCAGCAAGAAACUGCCGCCGGUACCCAUUGGGGAGCAGAUGCUCAAAGGACUGCUCUUCUACUUCGUCCCAAACAAUGACAUUUGUCAAGCCCGGCGUUUUCGAAUCCACAAAGCCAUCCAGUAUGGUGCUGCUUGGGCGAACGAGUGGUGCAAUGGUAUAACUCAUAUCAUUGUGUGCGACAACCUCGACGUGCACGAAGCAUCAAAAGAAUUUGCCUGCAAAGAGAUCCCGCGUGGUCCGACUUUGGUCAACGUGAACUGGCUCAUUGAGUGUUUCUCUCGUAGGGCUGUCUGCGACACUCACUGGAACCGCUUCCAAGUAUCUGGAUCUGAGGCUUUGAAAGAAACAAACAAGGAACAGCAGCAACAUCAGUCCAAACCCCUGAUCGAACACGAAGAUUCGAUUGAUAAACACGCUGUGGAUGAGGAGACUCCGGAGGGUCUGGAAGCAAAUGCCGCCGAAUGUGCGUUGUUGGAUGCAGAAACCGAAUCAGAGGACGAGCUGGACAACGCGAUCCGUGACGUCCGGAGCCUUGGUAGCCUUUCAAUUGAUCCGAGCUUCGAUGACGGUGCGAAGUCUCCGGGAGACGAGCCUCCUGUUGACCAAGAGCCGGCCCCAUUCCACGGUGAUGGCAAAGCUCGAAAAGAAAAUGCGGGCUUCAUGUGCAUGGAAAAGCACGAUGGUGGCAAAGGAGACAACCCAAACGAGCAGACCAUUGUGAAGCUGCUGAAGAUGGCAGACUAUUACAGUGCCACUGGCGAUCAGUGGCGGACGAGAGCUUACCGGCAGGCAGUAGCAGCUUUGCGAAAAGAGCGGCGAUUGAUCAGGACGAAGCAAGAGGCGUUGACGGUCAGAGGGAUUGGCGACAGGUUAGCAGAGAAGAUCCAAGAGAUCGUGUCGAUCGGCAAACUGCAACGACUCGACAAUGCUGAGGCCGACCCUCGUGACAAGAUCCUCCGGUUGUUCAUGGGGAUUUACCACGUAGGAUUUCCCACAGCGUCCCGGUGGAUUGCUGAAGGUCAUCGCACGCUGGAAGAUCUCUAUCAAAAGGCCGAUCUCAACCGAAACCAGCGCAUUGGAAUCGAGCAUUAUGAAGAUUUUCAACAACGGAUUCCCCGAGCGGAAGUCGCUCAACAUGCCGCGAUCGUUAAGAAGGCGCUUCGAGCCGCAGAUACCGAAGCACAAAUGAUCAUUGGGGGCUCUUACCGCAGAGGUAGCGCCGACUGUGGUGACAUUGAUAUCCUGAUCUUCAAGAAGGAUGCGGGCCUUGAUCAGAUUCGUGCCUUGAUGAUGGAGACAGUCAUCCCGGAGCUGACAGCUCAAGGCUUCCUGAAAGUGGCUCUGGCCACGACUCACCAUCAAGACUCGGGGUCAAAAUGGCAUGGAGCAUCAGCCUUGCCGGGUUCGAAGACAUGGCGUCGCCUUGAUCUUCUUUUCGUGCCGUGGGCCGAACUCGGUGCGGCCUUGAUCUAUUUCACCGGGAACGACUACUUCAACCGGAGCUUGAGGUUGCAUGCGAGCCGGAAGCAGAUGAGGCUGAACCAGCAUGGGCUGUACGCAGAUGUCAUGAGAGGGCAGGGAAGGGAGCGCAUAACCCAGGGUAGACUGCUCGAAGGCCAUGAUGAGAAACGUAUCUUCGAAAUCCUGGGGGUGACAUAUCGACCGCCGGAGCAUCGAAAUCCGUAA
Messenger RNA from Capronia coronata CBS 617.96, 2217 nucleotides. RefSeq lists its product as uncharacterized. The record is from RefSeq and is a predicted model, not a curated record. Bases 1 to 2217 code for a protein of 738 amino acids. NCBI's taxonomy places the organism in Eukaryota, Fungi, Ascomycota, Eurotiomycetes, Chaetothyriales, Herpotrichiellaceae. Gene Ontology annotation, molecular function: DNA-directed DNA polymerase activity; DNA binding. Gene Ontology annotation, cellular component: nucleus. The transcript is spliced from 4 exons. Gene Ontology annotation, biological process: double-strand break repair via nonhomologous end joining.